CUAGGACAGCCUGUUUCAAUUCGUCUAUGAUUAGGUUCAACAUUCCCAUAGAAAGAUUUGUCUCUUGUGCAAUUUUACGACAGGUUAUGUGUUGAUGAUUCAGGAUCAGGUGUUCAAUGUGCUGAAUAUUCACAGGAAUGACUACUGUGGGUUGGGAACCACUAUGGCCGGGAUCGUCACUGACGAAUGUAUGGCCAUUUUUUAAACAUUUACACCAUUCAAAUGUCUUACUGCAACUGAGCGUCUCAUCACCAUUCCCACAGAAAGCUUUGUCUCUUGUGCAAUUUCACGUCAGGUUUUCGUCUUUGUACACAAGAAACUUCAUCACCACAUGCUGUUCCAUGCACACACUAACAUUGUUGUCUGUC
Staurois parvus is the source of this 368-nucleotide messenger RNA. The record is from the annotation of a GenBank genome assembly. NCBI's taxonomy places the organism in Eukaryota, Metazoa, Chordata, Amphibia, Anura, Ranidae.